GUCGUGAAAGAGAAGCCAUGACAUAAUGAUAUCAGCCUCGCUGGCCUUUUACUACUCUCUCUUUCUCUCUCUAAGAAAUUCCCAUUGAAAAUGGCUGUAUCGAUUGAUUGAGCAAUGAUCAAAUAGAGAAAGAAAGAAGAAGAAGGGAGAGAGAUAGAGAGAGCGUAUUCUACUGAUUUUGGUCCGUUGGAUCUUUUUUCUUUUUCGUUUCUUUCUGGUGGGGGUUUGAUGGGAUCUGAAGGAGGAGAAGAGGUGGGGAAGAAUGAAAAAGAUGGUGAAAGAACGAGCAGUAUAUGGCAGUCUUCCAGACAGCUGUGGGCGCUGUUGCUGCUCUCAGCUUGCUUUAAGCACGAGAGUAGCUGCCCUUCCAUGGUUUUUCUCACAUAACGGAAGAGCUGUUGCUGCUUGCUUUCUUUUCUUCUCCAACUGUCACUGAGCUAAGAAAAAGAAGCACAAGUGAGGGAGAGAUCUUUCAGCUGUUUUGGGUUUUUAGGUUUUGUAGGGGAGCUUUUGUUUUUCUUUUUUUCUUCACAGACAUGAAGCGGUUGGGUAGCUCUGAUUCCUUGGGUGCUAUGAUUCCUGUCUGUACAUCUGCAGAAGAGAAAAUUUCAAGCGGCAGCAGCGUUUACAACAGGGGCUAUCAACCCAUGCUAGAUGGCUUGGAAGAAGAGGAUUGCGCGGAGGAAACCGGCCAUAUAGCCGAGAAGAAGCGGCGACUGAGUGUUGAGCAGGUGAAGGCAUUGGAGAAGAACUUCGAGGUUGAGAACAAGCUCGAGCCGGAGCGGAAGGUGAAGCUCGCCCAAGAGCUUGGCUUGCAGCCACGGCAGGUUGCUGUGUGGUUUCAGAACCGGCGAGCUCGUUGGAAGACCAAGCAAUUGGAGAGAGAUUACGGCCUUUUGAAAGCAAAUUACGAAGAGCUGAAGGUCAAUUACGACACUCUCAGCCAUGACAAGGAAUCUCUGUUGGCGGAGAUCAGAGAGCUGAAAUCGAAGCUCAAGGAAGGAAGUAUGGAGAACGAGCGCCCAAUCAAAGAGGAGAUUGUCCAGUCGGAAUCCGAAAACAAGGCUUCCGAGCAGCAGAGUCAGAUCUCUGCUGCGAUCGGCGGACCAGAUAAUGCGACUGCCGAUCAGAGUCUAGACCAUUACGGUGGACUGUUUGGAGAAUUCAAAGAUGGGUCGUCAGAUAGCAGCGAUUCAAGCGCGAUCCUGACUGACGAUAACAGCCCUCACAGCACAAAUUCCUCUGGGGUUCCCCCUCAGAUGACCACCGCAUCGCCGGCAUCAGGGCCCCUCAGGUUCGACAUCUCAAGUUCUUCCACUUCGUCAUCGAAUUCAUUGCCGAAUUGCCUGCAAUUCUCAGAUCUGAGGUUAUCAACAAAUGCCCAGAAGGCAUAUUAUCAUCAGUUCUUGAGGAUGGAUGAACCCAGUUUCUUGACUGGGGAGGAGCCCUGCGAUUUCUUCUCUGAUGAACAAGCUCCCACUCUUUCAUGGUACUGUUCUGAGCCAUGGAAUUGAACUGAAAAAGAGAGAGAGAGAGAGAGAGAGAGUAAAAGGCAAUAAAGAAAAUUGGGAGGGGAGAAUGGGAAGAGAAGUAAAGUGUGAGGGGGCAUUUUGUAAAAUGCAAAUGUAUGUAGCUUCUUGUUAUGUCUUUGUAUAAAGGGAAAAAAAAAAAAAAAAAAAAAACAGUGCUGGAAAGAGAAUCUCCAACGCAGAGAAAGAGAGGUGGAAUAAGGCAAAAGAACAAAAAGAGAGAAGUGGAGUUCCUGAAACAAAACAUGGAAAUUUCGAAGAGAGAGAGAGGGAGAAGGGGUUUCACGUGGGUAUGGGGUAAGGGAUGAUGACGUUGCCUCCAGUAAGGAAGCAGUGCCAUUGCUUUUGGGUGCUACUGUGAUUAAAGAAAACCAAGAAUCAUGUACUAUCCCUUUUAAAUUCAGGAUCUUGUUUCCACA
Messenger RNA from Magnolia sinica, 1948 nucleotides. Its product is annotated as homeobox-leucine zipper protein ATHB-6-like. Lineage: Eukaryota; Viridiplantae; Streptophyta; Magnoliopsida; Magnoliales; Magnoliaceae. The transcript has 3 exons. Gene Ontology annotation, cellular component: nucleus. Gene Ontology annotation, molecular function: sequence-specific DNA binding; DNA-binding transcription factor activity, RNA polymerase II-specific. The coding region runs from base 537 to 1514 and encodes 325 amino acids. Gene Ontology annotation, biological process: positive regulation of DNA-templated transcription. The record is from RefSeq and is a predicted model, not a curated record.